Messenger RNA from Salvelinus fontinalis (brook trout), 3562 nucleotides. RefSeq names its product sulfate anion transporter 1-like. The record is from RefSeq and is a predicted model, not a curated record. The coding region runs from base 160 to 2307 and encodes 715 amino acids. Gene Ontology annotation, cellular component: membrane. Gene Ontology annotation, molecular function: oxalate transmembrane transporter activity; secondary active sulfate transmembrane transporter activity; bicarbonate transmembrane transporter activity. Lineage: Eukaryota; Metazoa; Chordata; Actinopteri; Salmoniformes; Salmonidae. The transcript has 3 exons. Gene Ontology annotation, biological process: transmembrane transport.
UUGUACGGAAUCAGGCCUGUGUGUGUGCGCACAGUGAAGAUCUCAGAAGAGGAGGCAUGGCUACUGUGUCCUCUCACAAGCCUCCACGUUCCUUAUGUCAGGGAGCACGGCUAAGCACCACACCAAGACCACCACCACAGCCUACCACUUCCAGAGGCCAUGGAGGAAGCCAAGGUCACAGAAGUUCCCCACCUGGAGCGGAGGGUCAGGAAGCGGAAAGAGCCCAUGGCCAUCCUGAAGACCAAGCUGAGCCGUAGCCUGUCCUGCUCCAUGCCCAGGGUCAAGACUACCCUGACUGGGUUAUUCCCUGUGGUGCUCUGGCUGCCCAAGUACAAGCUGAAAGAGUAUAUCUGGGGUGAUCUAAUGUCGGGCCUCGUCAUAGGCAUCAUCCUGGUCCCUCAGGCCAUCGCCUACUGUCUGCUGGCCGGAGUAGACCCCAUCUAUGGCCUCUACACUUCCUUCUUCGCCAACAUCAUCUACUUCUUCAUGGGGACCUCCAGGCACGUGUCUGUGGGCAUAUUCAGUCUGAUGAGCCUUAUGGUGGGCCAAGUGGUGGACAGAGAGGUGUAUAUGGCAGGGUUCGAUUUGGAUGACACCAAAGCAGAUGGAAUCUUGAAUGUGACAGUUGACUCAGACAGCUCAGCAGUCAACCUGACCAUGGGGGCCUUCGGCAUGGAAUGUGGGAAAGAAUGUUAUGCCAUCAGUAUCGCAGCAGCCAUGACGUUUUUGGUUGGGAUUUACCAGGUAUUGAUGGCUGUGUUCAGACUGGGCUUUGUCUCCGUCUAUCUCUCUGCUCCCAUGCUGGACGGCUUCGCCACUGGCGCCUCGUUCACCAUCCUCACCGUCCAAGCCAAGUACCUCCUGGGGCUCAAGAUCCCUCGCCACCAGGGCUACGGAACAGUGGUGGUCACCUGGAUCAACAUCUUAAGCAACAUCCAGAAUACCAACUACUGUGACCUGAUCACCAGUGCCAUCUGCAUCUCCGUCCUGGUGGCGGGGAAGGAGCUCCAAGAGCGCUACAAGGACCGUCUUAAGAUCCCCCUGCCCACAGAGCUGGUGGUGGUGGCGAUCGCUACACUGGCGUCCCACUUUGGAGACUUUCAUAGACGGUACGACUCCAAUGUCUCUGGGGCUAUCCCCACAGGCUUCAUCCCCCCUAAGGUGCCCAGUUUUGGGUUGAUGCCCCGGGUGGCCUUCGACGCCAUGCCACUGGCUGUGAUCAGCUUUGCCUUCACGGUUUCCCUCUCUGAGAUGUUUGCCAAGAAGAACGGCUACACCGUUCGCCCCAACCAGGAGAUGAUGGCCAUUGCUUUCUGUAACAUCAUCCCUUCUUUCUUCCACUGUUUUACCACCAGCGCUGCCCUGGCUAAGACUAUGGUGAAAGACUCCACAGGCUGCCAGACUCAGGUCUCCAGCAUUGUGAGUGCCUUCGUCGUUCUCCUGGUCCUACUCUUCUUUGCCCCCCUCUUUUACUCCCUCCAGAAGUGCGUCCUGGCCUGUAUCAUCAUCGUCAGCCUAAGGGGCGCUCUCCGUAAGUUCAGAGACGUGCCCAGUAAGUGGCGCGUCAGUAAGAUGGACGCUAUUGUCUGGAUGGUGACGAUGAGUGCCUCAGCUAUGAUCAGUGUGGAGAUGGGGCUGGUGGUUGGGGUCGUUUUCUCUAUGCUCUGUAUCAUCGUCCAGACCCAGAAGCCCAAGGUUUCUCUGCUGGGACAGAUCCAUGACACUGCCCACUACGAGGACAUGGAGGAGUAUGAAAACCUCAUGUCUCUCCCUAAAGUAAAGAUCUUCCGCUUCCAGGCCCCGCUGUACUAUGCAAACAAGGACUUCUUCCUGAAGUCUCUGUACAAAGCCGUGGGCUUGGCACCCUUCCUGGAGAUGACCAGGAGGAGGAAAGCAGAGAAAAAAGCGGAAACACUGGCAGAGAAGGAGGCUGUGAGAGCCGACAGGACUAAUGGAGAGGUAAAGGUAGUGCUGGGGUCCAGAGAACUUGACUUACAUACGAUCAUCCUAGACUGCUCUGCCAUGCCCUUCAUAGACUCAACAGGGAUGCAAACCUUCAAAGGGAUCCUUAAAGACUAUAAGGAGGUGUGUGUCACGGUGCUGCUAGCGAGCUGUAACACCACGGUCAUAGAUUCUCUCAGACAAGGCUCUUUCUUUGGGAAGGCUGACAAAGACAUGGAAAACUUGUCAUUUUAUACUGUACAUGCUGCAGUUCGAUUUGCCAAUGACAGGGCAGCUUCUACAUCAGAGCUCUCCAACCCUGUUCCUCGAGAGCUACCAUCCUGUAGGUUCUCGAUCCAACUCUAAUCUAGCACAGUUUUUAGUUGAUAAACUGAGUCAAGUUAGUUAAAACUGGGGUUGGAGUAAAAACCUACAGGAGGCUAGCUCUCUAGGAACAGAGUUGGAGAACCCCGAUCUACAUCCAUUGGUGACGCACAGAAGGUUGGUGGCACCUUCAUUGGGGAGGACAGGCUCGUGGUAAUGGCUGGAGCAGAAUCAGUGAAAUGCUACCAAAUACAUCAAACACAUGGUUUCCAUGUAUUUGAUGCCAUUCCAUUGGUUGCGUUCCGGGCAUUAUUAUGAGCCGUCCUUCCCUCCGCAGCCUCCACUGGACCAGAGCCAUAUAUAUCCAAAUAAAUGGAAAUUGAAAUAAAUGGAAAUGGUGUAGACUGAGACAGAAGAACAAGGGUUUUUUUAUAUGAGGGAGAAUGAGUAGUUGAAGAGUGCAGGUGCUUCUACACCUGCAUUCUAGCUGUUCUAGCUGUUUGGGGUUUUAGGCUGGGUCUCUGUACAGCACUUCGAGAUAUUAGCUGAUGUACGAAGGGCUAUAUAAAAAAUAAACUUGAUUGACUUGACUUAAAUAAUGUAUGUAUGCAAGAUUAUGAAAGAUAAAGUGAGCAAACAGCAUCACUGGUAAUUUUGCUCCUCACUUAGAGGCAUCAAUACAUAAUUUUUUACAUUUUAAUAGAUGAAUAUGCUGAUUAAGAAUCCUCAAAUGGAAUAAUGCCAAAAGGGAAGUGUUUGGAGGGAGAUUUUACUUGACUCCUCAAUCAAUACAUAACCUACAGCUACAGUUAACAUUAUAGGAACCUAUUGAACUUUUCAACAACAAAAUAUUCCCUUAAUGUUAUACUUGAAUUAUAAGACAAGCAAGCUUUUGUACAGUGAUGACCAUGUGUUAGUGAUACUGUUAAUGCGCUGGAUGUUUUAGAGGGGAUUUAUGAUUGACCAUCCAAUUAAUAAUCAAGGGAGUAUCAAUCUAUUUUAUGUUACAUUUUGAGUUUGACCAGGACAGAUUCACCGUAACAUAGUACAUUUCGACUUCACAAUUUAUUUUCUAAAACACAACCUAUGGUUACUAAUCCAAUAUGUUACCUCAAGAUUUACAAUAUUAGUUGACUUUUCAGAUUAAUUUUGGAAGUUUGGAAUUUCAUCAAAUAAUUAAAUUCCCAUUUAAUAUUUCUUAAAAUCUGUACAUUUGAGUUAACAAAAGAAACAAUAAUUGUGUAUAUUUAUACAGUAUCUGGAAAUCCAUGGUUUAAUAAACUAUUAAUUUAAAUGA